AUGACGACUGACGAGCACUGCCAAUUCUGGUCAGGGUUCAUCGAUCUGUACCAUGAGAACGAGUGCCUGUGGUGUGUCAGAAGUCCGGACUAUGCCAACAGAACAAAGAGAAAUGGGGCACAUCAGCAGCUCAUCCUGUACAGUAGAGGCAGAUCCUCUGUUGCCCGAUGUGAGUCUGUGACUUGGGUGAAGAAGAAAAUAGCAAAUUUCCGAACAGUCUCUGUCAAGGAACACAAGAAGGUGCAGGAUUCACAGCGUUCCGGAGCCGGGACUGAUGAGGUCUAUAAGCCGACGCUGUGGUACUAUGACCAAUUUAAGUUCAUUAUGGAGCAAGAGCCACGGGUAAGGUCACGGGACCAUCUGGAUCCAGAGUCUCCAGUUCUUGUGGAAGAGGAGGCCCAGGAGAGUCUGGAUCUGGAACCUACCCCGGAGCUGGAGGAAAAGCCUACCACAGGCCAAGGGGCAGAAGUGGAGGAGCCGGUAAAGGAGCCGGUGGCACCCCUGCAGCCACGUCCAACAAGAACAAAACGCACGGCGAGGAGGACCACUUCUGCCCCCUAUACCCCCCCCCCCCCUCUGGCUCCCAGCAGUUUUUCCAAUGGGCCGAGGAGGUUCUGCAUAGGCCCCCGGAUGUGGAUCAACAAUUCUGCAAUUAUAUUCUAG
Messenger RNA from Pseudophryne corroboree (corroboree frog), 663 nucleotides. RefSeq lists its product as uncharacterized. The coding region runs from base 1 to 663 and encodes 220 amino acids. NCBI's taxonomy places the organism in Eukaryota, Metazoa, Chordata, Amphibia, Anura, Myobatrachidae. The transcript has 2 exons. The record is from RefSeq and is a predicted model, not a curated record.